This is a messenger RNA of Protobothrops mucrosquamatus (brown spotted pit viper), 1434 nucleotides long. RefSeq names its product focal adhesion kinase 1-like. The transcript is spliced from 12 exons. Gene Ontology annotation, molecular function: protein kinase activity; ATP binding. Bases 57 to 1343 code for a protein of 428 amino acids. The record is from RefSeq and is a predicted model, not a curated record. Gene Ontology annotation, biological process: protein phosphorylation. Lineage: Eukaryota; Metazoa; Chordata; Lepidosauria; Squamata; Viperidae.
UGUGAUUCCUUUCAUUUGCAUAACGUGGGCUUUCUGUCUUGCAGGAAAACCCUGCCAUGGCAGUUGCAAUCAAAACGUGUAAAAACUGUACUUCAGACAGCAUCAGAGAGAAAUUCUUGCAAGAAGCCUUAACGAUGCGUCAAUUUGACCACCCCCACAUUGUCAAGCUGAUUGGCGUCAUUACGGAAAACCCUGUCUGGAUCAUUAUGGAGCUGUGUACUCAGGGAGAGCUGAGAUCGUUUCUCCAAGUCAGAAAAUACAGCUUAGAUCUGGCGUCUUUGAUACUUUACGCUUAUCAACUUAGCACCGCCCUUGCCUACUUAGAGAGCAAACGGUUUGUACAUAGUACCAUGCGAGAGACUUGGGAAAGGGUGACAUCUACUGGGCAGCUUAUUCCUGUGUUUUCUAAAAUAUUACUAGCACCAAGUGUAUGCAUGUGGGAAAUCUUAAUGCACGGCAUUAAGCCUUUUCAAGGGGUGAAGAACAACGACGUGAUUGGCCGGAUCGAAAACGGCGAGCGCUUGCCGAUGCCGCCCAACUGCCCGCCUACUCUCUACAGCCUCAUGACCAAAUGUUGGGCGUAUGAUCCCAGCAGGCGUCCGCGAUUUACGGAACUUAAAGCUCAGCUGAAUACGAUCCUGGAGGAGGAGAAGCUGCAGCAGGAAGAACGACUAAGGAUGGAGUCCAGGAGACAAGUGACCGUGUCCUGGGAUUCUGGAGGAUCCGAUGAAGCUCCUCCCAAGCCCAGCAGACCCGGUUACCCCAGUCCAAGAUCAAGUGAAGGAUUUUAUCCCAGUCCACAGCACAUGAUACAACCCAAUCACUACCAGGUUUCAGGCUAUCCCGGUUCCCAUGGAAUUCCAUCCCUGGCAGGUAGCAUUUAUCCAGGACAAGCUUCUCUGUUGGAUCAAACAGAUUCCUGGAACCAUCGGCCUCAAGAAAUAUCCAUGUGGCAACCCAACAUGGAGGAUUCCGGCAGUUUGGAUAUGCGCGGAAUGGGACAUGUCCUACCAGCACAUCUAAUGGAAGAGCGAUUGAUACGACAGCAGCAGGAAAUGGAGGAAGACCAGAGAUGGUUGGAAAAAGAGGAGCGGUUUCUGAAACCCGACGUGAGGCUGUCCAGAGGGAGCAUCGACCGCGAGGACGGAAGUCUCCAGGGUCCGGCUUCUAACCAGCACAUUUAUCAGCCUGUGGGCAAACCAGAUCAUGCUGCCCCGCCUAAAAAGCCACCACGCCCUGGAGCUCCCAGCCACUUGGGCAGCCUUGCCAGUCUCAACAACCCUGUGGACAGCUACAACGAAGGGGUUAAGGUACAACCGCCACUUGGAAGACUCGCUCGUUAGUCAUCAAAAGGCACCAGUCAAAGGGGAGGGUGCUGUUACUACUCAUGUAGAACAGGGCUUCUCAACCUCAGCUACAAGACGCGUGGCCUCC